AACACCAAACAGAUCAGUGUCAUCCAAUGUUGCCAGCGUGUCACCCAUCCCUGCUGGUCAAAAAAAAUUGAUCCAAACAUGAAAGCUGGAGCUACAAGUGAAGGUGUCCUGGCCAAUUUCUUCAAUAGUUUGCUGAGUAAAAAGACUGGUUCUCCGGGAGGCCCCAGUGUUGGUGGUGGCAGCCCUGGAACUGGGGCUGGAGGUGGAAGCAGUGGUUUACCACCAUCUGCCAAAAAGUCAGGCCAGAAGCCUGUCCUAUCAGAUGUUCAUGCGGAACUGGACAGAAUUACACGAAAACCAGUCACAGUUUCUCCUACAUCACCAACAUCUCCUACGGAAGGAGAAGCUUCUUGAAGAUACCAAAUAAAGCCAUUUAUUCAGUUUUCUGGGAUAAUGUAAACUUGCCUCUGCCUUUUCCUUCAAGAGUGGAAUUAGGGAGCUGCAGUGCUUUGUCAGAUGGACUAAACUUAUCUUUUUUUUUUUUUUGUGGUUGCCCAUUUUUAUAAAAGGAAGCUAUACAGAAGAAAAAUGAUUCCUCAUUAUGUAGGAUUGCUAUUUGCAUUGCCACUUUGCAUAAGGAAGUAAGUUUGGAUUUUGAAAACCUUAAAAUUUAUAGAUCUGAAAUUAAACCAUGUGAUCAUAUUCUAAAGGCUACUUAAAACAUACAGGAAGGUUUAGGGAAGGGCAGAAAACAAUAUGCUUUGGGCAUUUGACUGACUUGGAAGUCCAAGCUUAUUUUAGUUAAGACUAUCCAAAAUCAUUUUUUAAAAUUAUGUGUUAGUUUUACUGGAAAAAAGAAGAUGAUUAUCAAAUUUUCCACACCAACAUAAAUAUACCACCACAAAUGGAAUAUGCUGAGAAAACUAUCAGAUAGCAUUUGAUACACUAGUCAUUGUCUAAAUCAAUGAUCCUAUAAGUUGUUAUCAAAAUACAAUUUAAAAUAUUGGUCAAGAUUCAUUUCUGUGAGAAGAAAAGAAAGCACACUGCCUAAAUGUGUAAAAGAAAAAUGCAGAGGUUAUUAAUGUAAAGCGGUAACAGUCUUUGGAUUUGUCUAUAUAUAUAUGUCAUAUAUAUGUAUGUCAUAUAUAUAUGUAUAUAUAUAUUGCUCUGCCUUAAUACACCCCUUUUUUGUUUGUGACUUUCAAUUGUAAUCAGUUAAUAAAGUAUUUAUUCUCUGCAUUCAGGUUCAAA
Molecule: messenger RNA, 1191 nt
Organism: Myotis lucifugus (little brown bat)
Lineage: Eukaryota; Metazoa; Chordata; Mammalia; Chiroptera; Vespertilionidae
Product: cytoplasmic dynein 1 light intermediate chain 1-like
Exons: 3
Coding region: 79-354 (91 amino acids)
Source: RefSeq, a predicted model, not a curated record